This is a messenger RNA of Penicillium oxalicum, 849 nucleotides long. RefSeq lists its product as uncharacterized. Lineage: Eukaryota; Fungi; Ascomycota; Eurotiomycetes; Eurotiales; Aspergillaceae. Bases 1 to 849 code for a protein of 282 amino acids. The record is from RefSeq and is a predicted model, not a curated record. The transcript is spliced from 3 exons. Gene Ontology annotation, biological process: secondary metabolite biosynthetic process.
AUGGCAACGCAACUUGUGGCUCUUCCGGAGGUGGAGCGUCUCAGUGCUUCGGUGAUUCGAAUUCUCGGCGCUAAUCCGGGCAAGCGUAUCCUCAUCGACAGCGGCCAAGGCGAAGAGGCAUGGGCUAAGAAUCUCCAGACGGUGCUGACUGAUGAGAAAGCCACGGUGCACCAGGCCCUGCUGACUCACUGGCAUGGCGAUCAUGUCGGCGGGGUGGCUGAUCUCAAGCGGCUCUGUCCGCAGGUGCAGGUCUUCAAGUGUGCCCUGGAGCUGGAUGGGGAGUCGGAGGAGUAUGCGCGGAUCGAGGAUGGACAGGUCUUUCGGGUGGAGGGAGCCACGUUAAAAGCCUUGUUUACGCCGGGUCAUACAGAGGACCACAUGGCUUUUGUGUUGGAGGAGGAAGACGCGAUCUUUACAGGUGACAAUGUCCUCGGCCACGGAACCGCCGUCUUUGAGAAUCUCAAGGUCUACCUGGCCAGUCUCCAUCGGAUGCGCGAACGCGUCGGGGGUCGUGGAUACCCCGGUCACGGAGCCGUCCUCGAAAGUGCCGCGGUGCGCAUCCAGGAGUACAUCAAACAUCGACAGCAGCGUGAGGAAGAAGUGAUUCGUGUACUGCGCUACGGUCAACUGGAAGCUCCCGUGGGGGUGGUGGAUUCCGAGAUUGAGGCCCGUCCAGCGUUGACGCCGCUGCAGGUGGUGAAACAGAUUUAUGUGGGAGUUCCGGAGAGUUUACAUCUACCGGCGUCGCAUGGAGUCUCGUUGGUGUUGGAGAAGUUAAGGGAGGAAGGGAAGACGGUGCAGGAGGCCUCGGGGGCGUGGAGACUCGUUGGAGGGAAGAGCACGCUGUGA